Molecule: messenger RNA, 1872 nt
Organism: Orbicella faveolata
Lineage: Eukaryota; Metazoa; Cnidaria; Anthozoa; Scleractinia; Merulinidae
Product: hydroxymethylglutaryl-CoA synthase 1-like
Biological process (GO): acetyl-CoA metabolic process
Molecular function (GO): hydroxymethylglutaryl-CoA synthase activity
Source: RefSeq, a predicted model, not a curated record
AUGUUCGGUCGCCUAGCUAUUGUUGUUGCAGCUGACAUAGCUGUAUAUGCUGCUGGAAGUGCACGCAGUACGGGCGGGGCAGGAGCGGUGGCAAUGUUGGUCGGGCCAAAUGCCCCUCUGGUCAUGGAAAGAGGUAUGAGGUCUAUACACAUGCAACAUGCUUAUGAUUUUUACAAACCGAACAUGUCUUCUGAAUAUCCUGUGGUGGAUGGCAAACUAUCAGUCCGCUGCUACUUCCAAGCAUUGGACCAGUGUUAUUCACGAUACACAGAGAAAGGAAAGCGUCUGUACUGCAAGACGCUGUUUACAUUAGACGAUAUAGACUAUGCUUUAUUCCACACACCAUUCUGCCGGAUUGUGCAGAAAUCUUUAGCUCGAUUAAUGUUCCACGACUUUCUAUGUGAUUCUGAAGGCGAUAGUUCUGGUGGAGAGAAGUAUGCUGACCUGGCAAAAUUUCGAGAUGUUAAACUUGAAGACACUUUUCAAGAUGAGGCUAAAGGGAAGGAAGUUGAAAAAGCGUCCAUGAAAUGCAGUCAGAAUGCGUAUGACAAAAAGACGGCACCAUCUUUGUGUAUCUCACGUGAUGUUGGCAAUAUGUACACCCCUUCACUUUAUGGAUGUUUGGCUUCUCUACUGUUCAGCGAGGCUAUUGAGGAUUUGGCUGGUAAACGAGUGAUGUUGUUCUCGUACGGUUCUGGACUCGCUUCGGCCAUGUUCUCUUUUCGAAUUUCUGGCGAUAUUAAUUCCAGUUCGCCCCUGCACGCCCUGGUGACGUCACUAAAGGAUAUUCCAGAACGCUUGGCGUCCCGCCGCCAAGUUGAACCUGCUGAGUUUGUGAAAACUCUUACCGCGCGUGAAAACACACACAACAAAAGUAAUUAUUCGCCUGCUUGUUCCGUGGAAGAUCUGCUUCCGGGCACAUAUUAUCUGACGAAUGUUGACGAGAAGUAUCGCCGAACAUACAAGCGAAAACCCAACCAAGCUGUUGAAGAAGGCUGCAUGGUUGUUUAAUUAACUAUGAGGGGGUGAUGAAAAUGCUGGGGAACUAGAAAUUAAUGAUACUGAUUCGUGUCAGGACAAUCUUUUAUCGCAAUAUGAUGUGGAGAUACAUCUAUUUUUCCCGCGGACUGUCAUAUAAAUGACAAUUUCAAUUGUCGCUCCGGGCACACCAUACAAUAGGCCAUUUUCGAAUUCUCGGUAUUGGAAUGGAACAAGCUUGCAAUGGAGGCUUAUGCGGGGGAAUAAUAUUAAAAAGAGAUUAAUGUCAUUUACAUUUGAAAAGACUUCCCGCAAUAGCCUCAAUUGCAAGCCACUUCCAGUCCAAUACCGAAAAUACGAAAAUGGUCCAAAAAAUUGCUGUAAAUAACGAGCACAUUUUGUUACAGGGACACGAGUGUUUUACUGGAAAAUACACUGCGCUUGUUCGUAAAAUAUUGUUUUCAACACGAAAAUAAAAUUGUUAUCUUGAUUCUUCACGCCAACGUAUAAUAUCCUCUAUGUUUAAAGGUUAUGCGCAAUUUAGCCGGGGUGUUUAGCCAUUCAACCUUCACCCGUAGCAGAGUUAAGCCUGGCACUAGGCAGUGAGGUACGGUUAUAAAACUGCACUCUGUGUUCAGGUGUUAAAGGGUGUUGGAUUGUGGCAAAUCUGUUCGUUGCUUUUUCCAGCGUAUUUAACAUAAACCAUAUAUUAAUAUGUACAAUAUAUUUUCUACAUUCUCUCUUGUAAUUUGAUUACAGAAGAUCGAAUGAAAUAAAUACAUUUGGUUCUGUGCUUUUACAUGAAAGAGUACAGUGAAAUCCCGAUUUCUCAAACCCUCACAUUUUUGAACUUCCAGAUAACUCGAACCAGAAGUCGUUUCCUCUUCUUAGUCA